Arachis duranensis is the source of this 1714-nucleotide messenger RNA. RefSeq names its product elongation factor Tu, chloroplastic. Gene Ontology annotation, biological process: mitochondrial translational elongation. Gene Ontology annotation, cellular component: mitochondrion. The coding region runs from base 1 to 1542 and encodes 513 amino acids. The transcript is spliced from 4 exons. NCBI's taxonomy places the organism in Eukaryota, Viridiplantae, Streptophyta, Magnoliopsida, Fabales, Fabaceae. The record is from RefSeq and is a predicted model, not a curated record. Gene Ontology annotation, molecular function: GTPase activity; translation elongation factor activity; GTP binding.
AUGAGAGUCAAUGUUCUAGAAGAGAUUCAUUCAUUCCUGGGAAGGCGUAAUAUCUUCAGCAUGAAGAACACAAAUGUUAUUGCUGCAUUUACCCAAGAAACAUGUGAAAGUGUAUACUUGUACAUAUUACUUGCUCUCGUUUCAAGUUACAUCGAGAUAACAUCUCCAAACACCAAACUCCUCUUCCUCUCCCUCCCUUCAUUCAAAACCCUCACUCACUCUNNNAACCCCUCCACCAUCCUCCACCUCACUCCUUCUUCCACUUCCACCUCAACUCCCACCACCACCCGCCGCAAAACCUUCACCGUACGCGCCGCGCGUGGAAAAUUCGAGCGUAAGAAGCCACACGUCAACAUCGGAACCAUCGGCCACGUCGACCACGGCAAAACCACCCUCACCGCCGCCCUUACCAUGGCUCUCGCCGCCCUCGGAAACAGCGCUCCCAAGAAGUACGACGAGAUCGACGCCGCGCCGGAGGAAAGGGCGCGUGGAAUCACCAUCAACACUGCGACGGUGGAGUACGAGACGGAGAACCGCCACUAUGCACACGUGGACUGCCCUGGACACGCUGAUUACGUCAAGAACAUGAUCACCGGAGCUGCGCAGAUGGACGGCGCUAUAUUGGUGGUUUCCGGUGCCGACGGACCCAUGCCGCAGACUAAGGAGCACAUCCUUCUUGCUAAGCAAGUUGGUGUUCCCAACAUGGUUGUCUUUCUCAACAAGCAAGACCAGGUGGAUGAUGAGGAGCUUUUGCAGCUUGUGGAGCUUGAGGUUCGUGAGCUUCUGUCCUCAUAUGAGUUCCCUGGUGAUGACAUUCCUAUUAUUUCCGGUUCUGCUCUGUUGGCCUUGGAAGCUUUGAUGGCAAAUCCAGCAAUCAAGCGUGGUGAUAAUGAGUGGGUGGAUAAGAUUUAUCAACUUAUGGAUUCUGUGGAUAGUUACAUUCCCAUCCCUCAGCGCCAAACUGAUCUACCCUUCUUACUUGCGGUGGAAGAUGUGUUUUCAAUCACUGGUCGUGGAACGGUGGCCACAGGGCGUGUUGAGAGGGGAACCAUUAAGGUUGGAGAUACGGUUGACCUUGUUGGUAUCAGGGAAACUAGGAACACUACUGUGACUGGUGUGGAAAUGUUCCAGAAGAUUCUCGAUGAGGCCAUGGCUGGGGACAACGUGGGAUUGUUGCUUAGGGGUAUUCAGAAGGUCGAUAUUCAGAGAGGGAUGGUUUUGGCCAAGCCUGGAACCAUCACACCGCACACAAAGUUCAGCGCAAUCGUCUAUGUUUUGAAGAAGGAAGAAGGAGGGAGGCACUCACCUUUCUUUGCCGGGUACAGGCCUCAGUUCUACAUGAGGACCACCGAUGUCACUGGCAAGGUUACUCAAAUCAUGAAUGACAAGGAUGAGGAAUCAAAGAUGGUUAUGCCUGGUGACCGUGUUAAGAUGGUGGUUGAACUUAUCCAGCCCGUGGCUUGUGAACAGGGAAUGAGGUUCGCUAUUAGAGAAGGAGGGAAGACCGUCGGAGCCGGUGUUAUCCAAUCUAUAAUUGAGUAAUUUGGAUGAACUUUCAGUAUGACUCUUAAAUGGUGGACAUGCAAUUAAUUUUUUCCCCCCCCUCAUUUUACACAACUUGUACCGUAUAUCCAAUUUCUUAUAUUUUGUAGGUUUCUAAAUGAUGUUUAGUCAAGCUGGAUAAUAUUUUUCCCAAUGCUUUGCAUUUACUUAA